GUUUGACAUUGAUAUUUGAUUGAUGAAUUGUUUAAAAAAAUUAUCAACCCAAUUGUUGAUAAAAUUAUAAAUAUUUAUUAUGGAUAAUACACUAGAAGAUCCAGUUGAAAAUUCAGAUCAACAAGUGAAUGAUAUAAACAAUGAUGUAAACAAUGAUGUAAACAAUGAAAUGGAAAUAGUACCUGAACCAGUUGAUGCUCCAGUCACUGAUGAAGAAGCACCAAGUUUAAUUGAGUCACCAAUUGAAGCUAGCAGCUCUGAAAAUAAAAUGGAUGUUGAUGCAGCUCCAGAAAAUUCAAAUGACAAUAAACAACAACAACAACAAAAUAUUACAUCUAACGUUGAUGAUAAUGGAGAUGAUAAUGAUAAUGAUGAUAAAGAUGAUGCUGAUGACAAUGAGGAUGUUGUAACAACUAAAAAAACAAAAAUGCGUUACCAAACAUUAAUUGACAGUGAAUCAGAGGAUGACAAUAUAAAAAUAACACAACAAAGUACUCAUGACAGUUCAUCAUCCGAAGAAAGUGACACUGAAACAUCAUCAAUAAAACCAAAAAAAGUAUAUAAAAAAUUUGAAGUAGAUAGUGAUACUGAUGAAGAAGAUAAUACUCAAAUAAAUAAAGAAAAUAAUUUAAAGAAUGACAAUGAAGUACCAGUUGGCUUUAAAAAUAAAUCCAAUAAAAUAAGUGAUCUUAUUGACUCAGAAUCAGAGGAAGAUGAAGAAAAAAGAUUGAGUAAUUAUCCAGUUGACGAUGAGCUAGAUGACAAUACAAAUAAAAAAUUAAAAAAAUCUAAAAAUCAAAAGAAAAGUAAUGUAACAAAAAGAGCAGCAAAAGAUGAAGCUAUGAAAAUGAUUUACAGUGAGAGUCAACGUUUGUUGAGAGAGACUGAAAUUUCAUUGCCUUAUCAUCGUCCAAAACAACGAAGUUUAAAAGAAUUUUUAAAUCGUAAAAAAAUGGAUCCAAUUCUACCAGAAGCUGGUACAAUGUCAGCAAGAUUAAAAUUAUCAGCAUCAAUUGUCAGUAAAAUUGUUGAAGAAAAAGAAAAAGAAGCUGUUAUAUUUUUUAAAUCUGAUUCUGAAGAUGAUGAUGAUGAUCAUUGUGAAUCAGCAACUCAACAAAUAAAUAAUGACAAAGAAACAAGUCAAGAUUUAUCACAAAAUAAUACUGAAGUUGCUGAUAAAGUUGAAGAAACUGUUGAUAAAAUUGAGACAAGUGGUGAUAAUAAAGUUGAAAAAAAUUCAGGAGAUAAUGGAGUAUCAAGAAAGCUAUUUAUGGAUGAUGAUGAUGGUGAUGAUAAGGAACCUUCAGCUUCUCAAGAUACUAGUGAUAAAUCAGCCGACCAAGAUGAGAAUAAAAGCCAAGAGAAAAACCAGGAAGACAAACAAGUUUCAGAUGAUGAUAAAAAUUUAGAAAAACCAGUUGAUCAAGUGUCUCUUGAUGAAAUUAACUUGGACGUUAUUUCUACAAACGAAACAACUGAAAAAAUAAAAUUACCUGAUGAAUUAUCAAGCUCAACAGAUAAUAAAAAAAGUCGUGAUAGUCUAGCAAGUCAAUGUUCAACUGAUGACAUAUUUGCAAGUCCAAUAUCAACUGAAAAAUCAGAUACAGUUUUAUCAUCACUUGAUGAAGCAUCUAAAAAAUUAUCAACAACAAUUGAACAGCCACAAAAUUCAUUUAUAAAAAAUCGUAAAUCAUCAAUAGCAAAAUUACCGGAAUUAAAACCAAAACUUCGUGGUUCAUCUGGAAUGAUGAUUGAUUUAACUGAAACAAUAAAACCAAAUAAAAAAGCAGUUAAUAAUUUAAUGGAUAGAUAUUUAACAAAACACACUGUUAUACCAAAACAAGAUGAUAAAAAACCAAGUGUUUCAAUAAUAAAUACUGUAAUAACAUCAGAUGGUGUUGAAAUAAAAAAUGACACUGUGUCAUACAGUGCAAAUGAUAAAGUUGAAAAAGUUGAAGAUGAUGAUUUAAAUAAACCAGGUGUUAAAUUAGUUCGUUUGAAAGAAGAGUUGAGAAAACAAAUGACAAUUAAAAGAGCUGAAGAAUGGAAACAAAAAGAAAUUGAAAUGAAAAUGAAUGAAGAAGAAGAUGACGAAGAAGAAGAAGAAGAAGAUGAUGAAGAAAAAUAUAAAAAAUAUAAUAAAGAAAAAGAAAUAAUAAUAAAUGAAGAUGAAGAAGUUGUAGAACUUGAAAGUGAACCAGAAGAAAAUGACAUAAUAAUUAAAGAUAAAAAACGUAAAAAUCGUGAAUACGAUGAUGAUGAAGCUGAGGUUAGUGAUGAGGAAGUUGAACUGAGUGAUGAUGAAGUAGAAGAAGAAGAAGAAGAAGAGACUGAAAAAUUAGAAUUAAAUGAUAAUGAUGAUGAUGAAUCUGGCAAUGAUGAUGACAUUGAUGAAACAACAGAUAUUAAAAAGAAAAAAUUCAGCAGAAUUGUUAAUGUAGAUGAGGAUUCUGAUGAUGAUGUUGAUGAUUUAACAAUUGAAAAAAAUAAAUCACCACAAGAUAAUAAAAUUGAAGGUAAAAAAAGCGAUAAUAACUUGAUUGAUUGUGAGGAUGAUUAUCCAGCUCCAUAUCAAAUACCAACAGAUGCAACACAGCCAAAUUCCGUACCAUUUGAAUCACCAUUACGUUCAUUAAAUUUAUCAUCACAAUUACCAAUUUCAUCACCAGCAAGUACACCCCUAACACCGUCAAUUAUAAAUUCAUCACCAGCAACACAAACACAAAAAUUAAGUGUAAAUUCAAUAUUAGAAUCACCAAAAAAUAUAAGUGCUGAAUAUUAUCGUAUAUUUGGUACACAAAGUAAUGAUAAAAAAAAAUUAUUUGAUAAUGCCAGAAGCCAAGUUACUGAUGAUGAUUUACUGGCAUUAUGUUCUGGUAAAUUUACAAAUUCAAGUACUCAAAAUAAGCCAGAUUUAAAUGGAUUAGUUGGUACUCAAUUAUCAAAAGAAGCAACUGAAAGUCAAUUAUUAAAUCUUUGUUCUGGUGAAUUUACAUCAUUAACAAAUAAUAAAGUAUUAACAAAUAAUCAUAUUGAUGAUACAUCACAAGAUAUAUGUUUAACUCUUGAUGAAUCAUCACAGCCAGAAAUUGAAAAUUUAAAUUGUACAAAUAGCCAGAUAAAUACACAAAGUUUAUCAUUAAAAAUAGACAAUAAUGCAUCAUCAGUUGUUGAAGAAAAAAACUCACCAAUUGAUUGGAGAAAAUUUUCAGUUGUUUCAUCAGAAGAUGAAGAUGAUAAUGUUGAAUUGACAGUAAAUAAAACAAAAGCUUUAAAGAAGAAAAAAGUACUUGUUUUAUCUGAUGAUGAAGAUGAUGAAGAUGGUAAAGAGGCUGAAGAAGAAGAUGAAGAAGAAGAUGAAGUAGAAGAAGAAGAACAAAUAGUUGAAAGUGAUGAUGAAAAAUAUAUUGAUUAUGAUUCCGAUGAAAAUGAAAUAAUAAUAUCAAAAAAAGAUAUAAAUAAAGUAGCAAAAAAAUAUGUUGAUGCUGAAGCUGAAUUGAGCGACAGUGAUUGGGACUCAGCAGAUGAAGAUGAAAAAGAUUUAGAUAAAAUGGAAGUUGAAAUUGGUGAUAAUGAAGUAAUUGAUGAGGAUCAAAUGAGAAAACAAAUUGGUAAAAUACAUGCAAGACAACAAUUGGAUGAUGAUCAGCGUAGAGUUACAAUGUUAAAAGAAAUGUUUUUUGAUGAUGGUGAUUUGCAUGAGGAUGGAGCUGGUCGUGAGAGAAAAUUUAAAUGGAAAAAUAUUGAUAAUAUUGGUAUGGAUAAUGUACUUGAUAAAAAAAAUAAUGAUGAUGAUGAUAAUCAAGAUGACAUUGAUGAUGGAGUUAAUGAAAUUGAAUGGCGUAAACUUCGAAUGGAACGUGAAAAAUUUUUGCAGGAAAAUAAAAAAAUUAUUGAAGAUGAUGAUGUUGAUUUGAUGAAAGGAAAAAUAUUAAAAUUAGGAAUGAGAAUGAUAAGAAAAGAUAAUAAUACUGCUUGUGCAAUUGAUGAUGAUGAUGAUGAUGGAUCAAAUAAUGUCGUUCGUAAUAAUUUAGUUGAAUUAAAAAAAAGUUGUUCUGUUAAAAUACCUGGUAUUUUAAAUAAAGCUAAAGGAAGUUUUUUAAAACGUGGAGAUCAAGAAUUAGCACGACUUGCAACUGUGAUAAAACCAACAGAUUCUGGCUUUGUAAGGGGAAAUAAUAAAAAUUUUAUAUUCAGUCAUAUUAGUCCAUCUGUUGCUGGAGCUAAUAAAAAUAAUAAAGAUGAAGAUGACAAUAGUGACAUUGAAGAAACUUCAUCCAAACUAAAUACGAUACGUAAACGAAAAUCAACAAGUGGAAUGACACCAACAACAUCAAAAAAACUCAAAAUCGAUACAAAUAAUUUAUCAAAAAAGAAAAUAUUUUAAAUUUAAAUGAAAAA
Molecule: messenger RNA, 4401 nt
Organism: Aphidius gifuensis
Lineage: Eukaryota; Metazoa; Arthropoda; Insecta; Hymenoptera; Braconidae
Product: claspin-like
Exons: 6
Coding region: 80-4387 (1435 amino acids)
Biological process (GO): activation of protein kinase activity; mitotic DNA replication checkpoint signaling; mitotic G2 DNA damage checkpoint signaling
Molecular function (GO): anaphase-promoting complex binding
Source: RefSeq, a predicted model, not a curated record